AUGCCCAGGAAGCCCGCUUUCACUCCCAAGCCACCCGUCGAGAAGCUUCCUCUCGCUGUUCGCAAAGAUCUUCGUGAUAAUUACGAAUCUAAAAAGGGCGACUAUGAGACUGAAAUCGCUGAUGUCCUUGGCUUCCCCAUUGCCAUCAACAUCGACGUUAACGCCGUCUGGGCCUACGCCGAGACUUUGUCGUUGUCUUCUGAACAAGCUGGUCGCACAUUCACUGGAUACAUCGAGGGGUUCAUCAACGGAAUCAAGACCUUCGUUGAGAAGUACGGCGACCUUGGCAAGGAAUACUUCCAAAACGCGGUCACGGAAGGCCAACUCACUGUCACCGUCAACGAGCUGGGUGACGCCGCCCCCACCAUCGAUGCUGAUGUGAAAGAUGGCGUGUUCCGCAUCCUCUUCAAGGACAGCCGCCUCGGGUACAACCAGAGCUGGCUUAACGAUUCGAUCGGGCCAGCCAUCGACAAAGCACCUCAUGAGGGUUUUGGGCUGUUCGCCCAGUACUCGAUUAAAACGUCCUACGAGGAAGAGGUCGAAGAAGUUCAGGAGGACAUCGGCAAGAUCCUUAACAUGUCCGAUGUGGUUCUCGACCCUAACUUUGAGGACAACUACGCGAUCUUGUUGGCGAAGAAGGAAGACACCGAAUGGCAAAAGAACUUUGGCGAGGUCACUCUACUCUACUUCAAGAAUCUCAAAGAUCAAUUAACCAGCCAAGGCUUCGAUCAGGAUGAUAUGUUACAAGAGGGUUUAGCUGAGACUCUUACCAGCAAGACCUUCAAGAUCCGUGUUGUCGAGAAGACUAAGAGCGGUAACACCAUCGAGACUGUUCUGGAAGACGGUACUUGCUUCAUCCAGACCUUCCCCGCCCGUUGGUACUACAACCUCUCCAACUCUGGCGCCGGUCUCGUUGACAUGUUGUAA
Psilocybe cubensis is the source of this 927-nucleotide messenger RNA. RefSeq lists its product as uncharacterized. The record is from RefSeq and is a predicted model, not a curated record. The transcript is spliced from 6 exons. NCBI's taxonomy places the organism in Eukaryota, Fungi, Basidiomycota, Agaricomycetes, Agaricales, Agrocybaceae. Bases 1 to 927 code for a protein of 308 amino acids.